UUUACCAAUUUCACCUCAUUAGAUAAGUGGUUAUUCGAAUAUAGGUUUGAUUCAAAUAGAUUAAUAUUUAACCUUGUUUACAUAGAAUGGUGAAUACCAAGAAAAAUGUUGUGCGUUCCUCCUCACCUAAUGAUGGGGGGCAGAAAACAAAAGCUAAUUGGGAUUAUAAGUCAACUGAAAACUUUGUGAAAGCAUGUUUGGAGCAAGUUUCCAACAGAGAACGUGUUGGUACGAGCUUUACAAAAAAAGGGUGGAACAAUAUUAAGGCCCAAUUUCAUAAUUUAACCGGACUGAAGUAUGAGAAGGCUCAAUUAAAGAAUAGGUAUGACAGUCUGAGAAAGGAUUGGAGAGCAUGGUAUAACUUAUUUGGGAGAGAAACUGGAUUAGGGUGGGAUCCGGUGAACAACACUGUUGUAGCACCUGAUGAGUGGUGGGAGACCAAACAGCUGGAAAACCCUCUUUAUGAAAAAUUUAGGAACAAGGGGCUUCCAUUUGCCAAUGAGUUAACCACACUUUUUAAGGAUGUAGUGGCUAAUGGAGAGUACACUUGGGCACCAUCAUGUGGGGUAUUGCCAUGUGUGUUUGAAGAUGAUGAUAAUGAUGUAGUGGUUGUAGAAGGAUUUGGCGAUAGCGAGGAUGCAAGUGUUGGAGCAACAACUGAAUUUGCAAAUAUUGGGCUGAAUUCUUCACAAAAAAAUUGAUGGUCAAAAGAGUGGUGAGAAGAGGAAAAGAGUUGUUAGAGCAGACAAGCCAAGUAAGAAAAAAUCAAGUGCAUCAUCAAAGAUAGCUGAAGCAGUUAGUUUAAUAGCAGAGACAUGUCGUUCUCGCAAUGAUGCUGCGGGUAAUGCAUCUAUUGGCGAAGUGAUGGCUGAGCUUCACACCAUGGAUGAAAUCUCAAAUGAUCUUUAUUUGCAUGCGCAGUGUUGCAACUUGCUGAUGUUUAAGCCUGCAAGGGAGAUUUUUAUUUCCCUACGAGGUUCAGAGGAGAAAAGGUUGAAUUGGCUUAAGCAUACAAUUGAUAACCCAUUGCCAUUCAUGACUAUGUAAUUUGGAACCUGUGUGACUAGGAUGUAAUGGGAAUUAACCUAGGAAGUACUAUGAAUUAAGAAGUAAUCUAC
Molecule: messenger RNA, 1118 nt
Organism: Medicago truncatula (barrel medic)
Lineage: Eukaryota; Viridiplantae; Streptophyta; Magnoliopsida; Fabales; Fabaceae
Product: L10-interacting MYB domain-containing protein
Exons: 2
Coding region: 87-701 (204 amino acids)
Source: RefSeq, a predicted model, not a curated record